AUGGAGCAGCCACAGUAUUCGAUGUACACAGCCGGCCCCAACAACAUGCAUCCUGCGGUGCAUCCAACCGCCGAGUUCCCAUCGCAUCUCUCUCUAGGCGUAAUCGAGGAGAUGCUCAACUCAUCCGCCGAGCUGGACUGGCGUCUCUGGGAUAGCCGCGUGAACGGCUUUGAAAUGGCCAACCAGAACAACAUGUGGUACUUUGACUCGCCGUCCGAGCCCCCUAUGCCGACCGCACCGCCAGGCUACGGAUUUGAUGACUAUUCCUCUGCUGCCCCCGUGCAGCCGCUGGCUCAACAGCAGCAGCCGCAGUAG
This is a messenger RNA of Penicillium lagena, 315 nucleotides long. RefSeq lists its product as uncharacterized. NCBI's taxonomy places the organism in Eukaryota, Fungi, Ascomycota, Eurotiomycetes, Eurotiales, Aspergillaceae. Bases 1 to 315 code for a protein of 104 amino acids. The record is from RefSeq and is a predicted model, not a curated record. The transcript has 2 exons.